This is a messenger RNA of Candidozyma auris, 2394 nucleotides long. RefSeq names its product ubiquitin ligase complex subunit HRD3. Gene Ontology annotation, molecular function: protein binding. NCBI's taxonomy places the organism in Eukaryota, Fungi, Ascomycota, Pichiomycetes, Serinales, Metschnikowiaceae. The coding region runs from base 1 to 2394 and encodes 797 amino acids. The transcript has a single exon. The record is from RefSeq and is a predicted model, not a curated record.
AUGCGGUUGGUCUUCCUAAUAAAUGCCUUCAUUUGGACCUUCCUGGCAGCGGUAGCGCAACACACUUCUCAGCUACUGGCAGUGGAUCUGUCAAACAAUCUACUGCCUCUCGAGAAACUCCAACAGUUUAUCGACACCAACUCUCAUAGACGCCACUACAGGAAACAAAUAUACACAAAGGACAACAUCAAGAACAGAGUAUCGAUUCCUCAAUAUGAUCUUGAUCGCAAAGAUUACGAGGGGUCACCCUAUCUACAUCCGUAUUUCGAUGAAUUCGAGGAGUUGAGUCUACCGUACAUCACUGAGGCCGCAGCCACCGAUGAUCAAGAAACACUAGUCUAUCUAGCAGAUCUAUAUAUGUUUGGACAGUCUGAUAUUAAACCAAACUAUACAAGGGCAUUGGAAUACUACAAAAGGGCCGUAGCGCUGGCCCCACAUGGUCAUGCCUACUUCAUGCUUGGCUUCAUCUACUCCACAGGAUUAUUUGGAGAGGUCCCUAAGGAUAAGGCCAAGUCUAACUUAUACUACCAUUUUGCCAGCAAGAAUGGCAAUCUAAAUGCAACUCUUGUACUUGCGAAUAAGCACUACCAUGGCAUCGACAGACCUCCAAAUUGCGAUUUGGCAAAAUUCUACUAUUCGAGAGCCGCUCGUGCUGUCAAACAACAUCAACAUGAACAUGGCUAUUCCCCGGAUACAGGUAAUCCUCUUCAUAACAUACGCCUCUCCGAUUUUAAUGGAGGACUAUAUGGCUCGAAGGUAAGCGAUCCACGAAGUUCUUUUCUUUCUUUGGAGGACUCUGACGAUGCAACGAAAAACUACCUUGAUGAAAUGGAUUACAAUCACGAUCCUGAGUUGCGAGAUUUCUACUACGAUGCGAUUGCUGCCUACACCGGAACUAGGUUCCAACCUAUGAAUCAUUCUUUGGCUUUCUCGCUUCUCUCGAAGUGCAAUGCCCAUGCCAAAGCCAAAUUCAGCAAUACUCCAAGAAGCUACGUCAGUAACAAAGAUAGAAACUUUUGGAGUCGAUGCACAAGCUUACAAGGUAAUAUGUAUCUCGACGGCAGGUAUGUGGAACGUGAUAUACCCAAAGCAUGGGAACUAUUCACUAGAGCAGUGGAAAUCUUCGAUAGUGGUUACACAAGGUCACAGCUAGGAAAAUUCCAUACCCUCGAUCCAAUGACCCAUGGACAGCUAAGUGAUAAUUGUACAAAGCAUUUCCAAGCUGCCGCUGGGGUAGAUAAUUUGGUUUCCAAAUAUUACUUAGUUUCAUGGCGUUCCACUCCUGACCCUAAUUCGCCUUUCGUCAUCGAGAACACUGAAAAGACAUUUCAGUUAUGGAGGGAGCUCAGCAACAGGAAGUUCUAUAACGCCCAUUUCUAUUAUGCAGAUGCCAUGGAAUCUGGUGACGGGGCUCCUCCCUUGGACGUAUUUUUCUGUUCGAAUAUUGUUGAUACCUACAAACAGUUUGUCGAGCUCUCAGAACCGGUCCUUUUCCCGCAUUUAAAAUACGCUUUUACGGAGUUCUCCUAUGGAUACUAUAAAAAUGCCCUUCUCGGCUAUCUGAUAGCUGCAGAGCAGGGCCUCCAGUUUUCGCAGGUGAGUGCAGCGUACUUGCUAUACCAGGCUGAUCCUAUCUUCACUUUGCAACGUAAAACAUUUGACAAAGAUAGACUCCAAAGUGCCAUGACUUAUCUUGAAUUGGCAUCUCUUCAAGGCGAUGUUGACUCGACUAUGCUACUUGGAGAUAUAUUUUAUGAUGGUAUCAAAUCCGCAAACAUAUCCAGAGAUUAUGGAAAGUCAUUUGACUACUACAAUCGAGCUGCUUCUGAAGCUUCCGCACAUGGAUGCUUCAAGCUAGGCCACAUGUAUGAAUAUGGUCUUGGCUCAGCAAAUGCAACAGUGGAUUACCACAUGGCGAAGCGGUAUUACGACUUAAGUCUGGAUUACGUACUGGAGUCGAUGUAUUUCAAGGAUUCGAGGCUAAAUACAUACCCAAUGAGCCUCGCUUUACUUCGUUUGAGGAUUAAGCUAUUGUUUAGUCGUGACAAAAAAGAGGUCGACAAGGCUGGCUGGUUCAGCACUUUCAAGCAGCUUGGAAGGUCUCAAGACAGUGCGGAUGAUAACGAAUCGGAUGAUAAUAGAGCAGUUCAAAAGUCCACAGCUCAGUUUGAAGGAGGGGACUAUGAAGGAGAGGACGAGUAUGAAAUUUUUGAUUACGUGGUUCUUUUCCUCACAAUUGUCUUCUUCGUAUUUGUCUUCAUCCUGAACAUGAGGGGACAAAUACGGCGUGCAGCAAAUGGUCCUAACGAGCAAAAUCCAGGGAGAAAUGCAUUCGAGCAGAAUGCCUUCGGAUUUCGUCGUGGGAACUUCGAGUUCCAUUUUUUGGCUUUAUAA